GCGCUGCUGGCGACGAGGUCGGCGACGAAAAGUUUGUUGGCCUCCGGUCAGCACCUGGCCUCUCGCGCGAUGAUUAGAUUAAUUAGAUUGUACGGUUAAGAUCUAGUCUAGUUUGUAGGAAACGACCGGGUUACACCUGUUGUUGUUAUUAUGGCUUCCCUGGUCGCGGAUUACGGGACCUCCGGCUCCGACGGCGAGACGGACGACGUUUCGAACGAUGCCUUUAAGGGUACGGAGGAGUUUGCGUCGGAGAAGGAGGAGGACGAAGAAGAGGAAGAGGAUAGUAAGGAGGAGAACGACAGGGAUAACGUUGGACACGUGAGAAUAACUGAAACGACAGCUUCCAAAGAAAAGCUUCCAUUGCCCACGCCAGACUUCAACAGCGCACCUACACUACUGAGGACAUCAGUAUUCCUGAAUCCAUUUGUCGAGGCAGAGCGGGCAAAGAGCGCAAUCCUGGAGAAGCACGUAAAGAUGACGCCAACACUGGAUGACACAAAGAUGAUUAACGGACGCAAGAUUUGCUGGAACUAUCGAAAGGGCCGCUGCCGUUUUGGCCAUAAUUGCACCUUUGCCCACGACUCCGAUUUACAUCGUAGCGCGGCUGAACUGGAAGCCCUGCGGACGCCACAAGAGACGCUGGUCUGUCAGACUCGAUAUAACGGACAACAGCAACAUCAACAGAUACAGCAGAUAUUGCCAUCCAUAAAUGAUGAUGAGAACGAGGUAGAUCAGGAGAAUAAUCAGACGGCGAACAGAAAGCGUAAAAAGAGGCCUGGCCUGUGCCAACUGUUGCUUCCGAGUAAAAAAGUCUACAAGCAGUUCAAAGCACAACAACAGCAGCAACAGCAAACCAAAACUAGAUGAACGCUAUCUCUUUAUUUGGUAUUGUAGUAGGAGAUAACAUUGUCUUCUAGCUGAGUUGUUAACCUAUACUUUUUUUACGAAUUGGAAAGUACGCGCACUGAGCAAUUUUCUGUGCAAGGUAAUAUUAAAUAGAUUUUGUGGAGGCUUUUAAUGAACAAAAAGAAUAAUGAAAAAAUUUUUUUGGAAAGAAUAAUUAGAAGAAAUUUUAGAAAAAAAUUUAUGUAAACAAAAAUUAUUGAAGUAAAAAAGAUUAUUGUGAACAAUUUUAAAUUUUGCUCGUAUUCGUUUUUAAGAAUUAAAUUUAAAAGGUUUUUUUAUCGCAAAGUGGAAGCCAUUAGUGUACAGCAACAAGAUCUCGUGUAUCUUACUUAGAAUUUAGAUUAACAUUUAAUUAAAAACAGUUGCGCGCACACAAAAUCAUAGCUAUAUAAAGGAAAACGAAGAAAUUUCGACUUAUGCUUCCAAUACGAACAAACGUGCGAUGUGUAGGAUAGAAACUUUGUUUGAGAAACUUUUAUCUUGUAUAAAUUUGUAGAAUAUCCAAUACAUUUACAAAAAUGUAUUUACGCAUAUGCAGUCUUUUUAAGAUUCGUCUUGUAAUGCAACAAGCAUAGAAAAUGUCUUCUCAUUAGUUUGUUUUCCCAUUUAGUUCAUUACUAGCUAAUUCUUUAUUAAAUAAUAAUUUACUUGAUUACAUUAUUCGUUCAUUCGAGAAUAUCAAAUAACAUUCUAGAAUGGAAUUCAUACACAGAGUGUAUAUUGCAAUGAUACAUGAAAAUAUUUGACGAAUUUGGAGAGUAUAUUCUGUUUUCCACAUUCUUUUCAAAUAGGAAGAAAUAUUCUGUGUUUACCUGACAACAAUACUUCCAUGCGUUUCUGUGAAUUUAGGAUUAAUCCAAGUGUAAUCGCUUGAUUACAUCCCUCCCUUUUUUAGACAAACAUUUAUUUUAUAUUUUCUUGUACUGAUUGAUCGAUAAGACAAAUUCGAUACUCCGAGUUAGAUGUAAUUACAAUACCUGUAGAUAUUGCGAAUAAUGAAGAAGUUCAUUUACCAAUACAUUAAUCUUUCUAACGAGAAAAUAACUAUGAUAAUAAAGGGAGAGAAAAUAGAAGGAUCAUUGACAAACUGAGUGUUUACUCAUCUGUAUCCACUCUAAGUGAUUAAACAGUGUUUUACUAACUACAUGUUACUUAUCUGUUGAAAAAGAGAAACAUAACAAGUAAUGAUAUAUUAAAAUAGAAGAAGCAGUGAAUAUCUAAGAAUUUAUCUAAACUAUUGUGACUCAAAAGAGGCUCUUCGGGGAUUUCCGAGAAUUUCUAAAAGGUUGCCAAUAAAUGAUUCAGCUGUGCUGAAACAAUAUCUUGUCUUAA
This is a messenger RNA of Monomorium pharaonis (pharaoh ant), 2238 nucleotides long. RefSeq lists its product as uncharacterized. NCBI's taxonomy places the organism in Eukaryota, Metazoa, Arthropoda, Insecta, Hymenoptera, Formicidae. The transcript has 2 exons. Bases 151 to 867 code for a protein of 238 amino acids. The record is from RefSeq and is a predicted model, not a curated record. Gene Ontology annotation, molecular function: metal ion binding.